GAACUGCGCGCGGAUGCUGGAAGUUCACAUCCCGUCCGUGGGGCCCGAGACCGAGGGGCCCCGGCAGAACCCCGAGAAAGGCCACAUGGUGUUCCGAGUGGAGGUGCUGUGCCGCGGGCGCAGACACACCGUGCAGAGGCGCUACAGCGAGUUCCACGCGCUACACAAGCGGGUGAGGCGGCGCCCACCACCCACCCUCCCACUGACCGACCGCAGACCGGCUCCUGCCCUGUCCCUGGGCGGCGGGCAGAAGAGCCGGCGGGCCCCAGCCUCUACCGCCCCCGCUUAAGGCCCCAGGCCCU
Molecule: messenger RNA, 302 nt
Organism: Vicugna pacos (alpaca)
Lineage: Eukaryota; Metazoa; Chordata; Mammalia; Artiodactyla; Camelidae
Source: RefSeq, a predicted model, not a curated record